This is a messenger RNA of Leptidea sinapis, 2293 nucleotides long. RefSeq lists its product as uncharacterized. NCBI's taxonomy places the organism in Eukaryota, Metazoa, Arthropoda, Insecta, Lepidoptera, Pieridae. Gene Ontology annotation, cellular component: membrane. The transcript is spliced from 7 exons. Gene Ontology annotation, biological process: sensory perception of taste. The coding region runs from base 1 to 996 and encodes 331 amino acids. The record is from RefSeq and is a predicted model, not a curated record.
AUGUUUGUCACAGUAAAUCUAUAUAAUGUAUUGUUUGAACAUGAUUAUGCAAUGACAACAAUACUGGUAAUUGUGGGAAAAUGCUUAAUAAGACAGAUCGUGAUCCUACAUAGCAGCAUAUAUGGACGACAGAGGAUGAUGGUGUUAUCAAAUUAUGUGAAUCAACUAAAUGGUGUAAAACUGUCUUUAAAUAUAGUUGGAAACAACACCAGAUUGUCGAGGUUUCAGAGGUUUAUGAAUAAAAUAAUUAAAAUAAUGAAAUUGAUGUGUCUUGUGUUCUAUUAUAUGUUGGUGUUUUUUGCGUAUUGCUAUCUUGGCUUCCCUAAGGACUUCACAUUAUACAAUAAUUUAUUUUUUGGCUUUUGUUGUCUGAUGGUAGAUCUUAUAACAUACCGCACAGUGCUGCUCUUCAAUGAAAUCUCCUCUACUUUGAAUGCUCUUAACAAAAGCUUGUAUGACUUCUCAUGUUCAAUUGUUCAAACAGGUCGGAACCGUUCGAUCGAAUGUGCAAAUGAAUUACGAUUUUACAACAACAAUUACGGAAUGAUUUGCAACGCUGGAAACAGUUUUCAAGAAUCCAUUCAAUUUGAAAUCGCAGUAAUAAUCUUCUUUUUAGUUUGUGACUGUGUUCACCAAGUUUCUACCGUACAUUAUUUAAUAAUAGUGAACUCUGUCGACACACAUAAGUUAUUAGAAGACACGGUGUGGCUUGUUAUGCAAGCAUCAAAAAUUAUGGCGUUAACGGAACAGUGUCACAAAGCGCAACAAGAGAUGUCGAAUACUAAGGCCCUGGUGAGAGAGUUCCUGUUCAGUGACAUGACGCUACAGAAACCAUUUCGUAAUGAGCUGUUGCAGCUUUAUGACUUGGUCUCGAAGCAAGGCAUUGAGUUCCAGGUGUUGGGCACAUGGGAGUUAUCAAGAUCAACAGUUCUCACAAUGAUCGGGACUUUUACGACAUUCUUGGGAGUCGCGGCUCAAUUUAGAGUGAAGUUGUAAUUCAAUCAGAUAAGGCUACUCGACCUGUUUAAAUUUUGCAAGGCUACCAUAGUAUAAUUACAACUAGUUAGGUUGUUUAUCACGUGUUAUUUCCGUAACUCGACAUCUACUGUACUGUAUACAAGUUUUACUUGCAGUCUGUCUGCAGUUUUGAGUUGACAACUGGCCCAGUUCGAGCUCCUCAACUUUGAAUCUAUUUGCAGGUGUUUGUGUGUGUGUGUGUUGGAUUUAUCACGAUUUUUCCCGUCACCGUAAGAGCGUCCAGUAAACGAAUAUAUGAAUUCGGAAAAGCGAUAACAAAUUGGUUCGCGGUAGGUGGACGUAACCUUAGCGCCAUUGACGCUCUUACAUAUUACGAGUCGUUGAAUUAAUUUCCUUUCAAUAAAUCACCAGUGGACAGUCGCACUUUUACCGUGUUAAAUUUGAGUUGUCUUAAAUAGAAAUAUUUAAUGAAAAUGUUAAAUUAGUCCUGUGUUCUACAUAAGCCAAACCUAGAUUCUCACUAAUUAAGUGACACAUGUCAACAAGGGAUAGAGAAGCAUGCUGAAUUUAAAAAUUACACGUAAAGUACAAAACUAUGAGCAAGAAGAACAAACUAACAGACGCAUCUUCAUAGACUCUUCAUAGCAGUGGGACGCCCAUCACGAGUCACAGAAAAGAGGUGAACCUUACGAGUCACGACAUGGAGAGAGAGACGAGAGAAGAGAUUGUGGCAAGACCAAUACAAAUGGACGGAAGACAUUAUAGUAAUAAGAGAAAAGAGAAAACUGGAAAUGUGAUGCGGUUACUUUAAAUUUGUUUUCCAGAAUGUUAUCGGGCACGGUAUAGUGUAUGUUUUGGUAAACUUAAAGAUAAUUUGGAGAAAAAAUUCAGAAAAAACAUUAUAAAAUGUAAUACAUAUUAAUAAAUCGAAUAAUUCAAAUAAUGUUUACGUUCCUACUAACAAAAGAGAGAAAUCAGAAUGUUACAUAUAAUAUGACAGAUUCAGUAAGUACCAAAAUGAUUAAGGAAAAUAUUAUUAUUUGCUUUUGAUGAAUAAAACACCUGAUUAAAGUUUUAUCUUAAGAAAAUUAUGAAUAAUUAUGAAUAAUUGUCGUCGAAUAUCUGCCAUUUUAGCUAUACAGGGUUACCUCGUUAGUCGACCUAGAUCCUUUAUGGGGUUAUAGUUUAGAUCAUUUCUGACUGAUUUGACUAUGAAACACCCUAUCCUAAAUCCAAUGGUUUUCAAGAUAAUCUAAUUUUGAGUAUUUUCAUAAAGAGUCCGUUUUUUGCCUUGUGUUGUAUCUCCUUUUUGUAA